CGGCUGGUAGCCGGGGAGCGCCCUGACUGUGGCCGUGGGGGACGCGCCCCCGAAACCCGGGGCUCUGAUCCAGACCUGGAAGCUGACCCCGGCCGGGCCGCCGCCCCUCGCCUCGUCUCCCCCAGGCCUGUGGCGGGCGCGCCCCGCGGACCGCCGAGCGCCCGGGGCUGCUGCUGACCUCCGGCAGGCCGGAGCCACCAUGUCCCCGGAAUCUAAAAAGCUCUACAACAUCAUUAUUUUAGGAGUUGCCUUCAUGUUCAUGUUCACCGCCUUUCAAACUUGCGGAAAUGUGGAGCAAACUGUCAUCAGGAGCUUAAACAGCACAGAUUUUCACGGCAGUGGAUAUACCAGCAUGGCGAUAAUUUACGGAGUGUUCUCUGCUUCAAAUCUGAUCACGCCAUCAGUGGUUGCCAUCGUGGGGCCUCAGCUGUCCAUGCUUGCCAGUGGCUUAUUUUACAGCAUGUACAUUGCCGUUUUUAUCCAGCCUUUCACGUGGUCCUUCUACACUGCCUCCGUUUUCAUCGGAAUGGCUGCUGCUGUGCUUUGGACAGCACAAGGGAGCUGCCUGACGAUGAAUUCUGAUGAGCUCACGAUCGGAAGAAACAGUGGAAUUUUCUGGGCCCUCCUACAGUCUAGCUUGUUCUUUGGAAAUCUCUACAUUUAUUUUGCUUGGCAAGGGAAAACCCAGAUAUCAGACAGUGACCGAAGGACAGUGUUUAUCGCCCUGACAGUCAUCAGCCUUGUGGGGACAGUUCUUUUCUUUCUCAUUCGAAAACCAGAUUCCGAGAAUGUCCUGGGGGAAGAGGACCCUUCUGAUGACCAGGACAUGGAAGUCAGCGAGCCUCCCCAGAACAACAUGACAAAGGCAGUUGACGCGUUUAAAAAGUCUCUUAAGCUAUGUGUCACCAAGGAGAUGCUGCUUCUUAGUGUCACAACUGCGUACACAGGUCUGGAGUUGACUUUCUUCUCUGGGGUGUAUGGAACCUGCAUCGGUGCUGUAAAUAAAUUUGGAAUUGAAGAGAAAAGCCUCAUUGGGCUUUCUGGCAUUUUCAUCGGCAUCGGAGAAAUUUUAGGUGGAAGCCUCUUCGGCCUGCUGAGCAAGAACAACCGUUUUGGUAGAAAUCCAGUUGUGCUCUUGGGCAUCCUGGUGCAUUUUGUGGCUUUUUAUUUAAUAUUUCUCAAUAUGCCCGGGGAUGCCCCUGUCGCCCCUGCUGAAGGCACGGACAGCAACGCUUACAUCAAAUCCAGCAAAGAAGUGGCCAUCUUCUGCAGCUUCCUGCUGGGCCUUGGCGAUAGCUGCUUCAACACCCAGCUGCUCAGUAUUCUAGGUUUUCUCUACUCUGAGGACAGCGCCCCGGCCUUUGCCGUCUUUAAGUUCGUUCAGUCCAUUUGUGCGGCCACGGCCUUCUUCUACAGCAACUACCUGCUCCUUCACUGGCAGCUCCUGGUCAUGGUGAUACUCGGAUUUUUGGGAACCAUUUCCUUCUUCACUGUGGAGUGGGAAGCCGCUGCCAUCGUGGCCCGGGGCUCUGACUACCGGAGUAUCUGACAGACGCGGUGGUGCCGGGUGGCGGGCGCUGCAGACAGCGGCUGAGCGCGGGCCGCGUGAGGAAGCCGCCCUUCGUCUCCUGACUCGAGGAUGCACUUUGGUGUGGGGCACCUGAGACCUCAGGCUGCCCUGUCUGCGCGUUGUAGCCACGUUGACAGAGCGUUUCUACUUAAAGUCAAAUCGAAUAAGGGAACCUUGUCCUGUCGGUUAUUGUCCGAAGAUGCUUUGAACAACUUUGAAUUGUUUGAAUUCAUCUGUCUCAAGUUCCAUAUGAUCGUGUUGUGGGGUGUGAACGGUUUCUUCUCGCUCCUGUUCUCGGUGAAAGAUUCCGCCUGGAUGCCGCGCGCUGGGCUGUGUGUCCUGUGAAGGGUGUGGCUGGGUGCGGGGCGCGUGCUCCUUGUGAUGACGGGAGCGCAGGCCGCUCCGCAGAUGUGUCUGGGAGUGACAUUCAAUAAAUCAUGAAGUGCUGAAGUAGACUCGUCUCUUUGGAAAGGUGGGCCCCCUUCUUCAAAUGCUGAUGUCUCUCACCUUCCGGUUCAUAGCAAGGAGUGACUAAGUAUUAUAAAACGAGGUACAAAUGUCUUAUGUCUUCAAAACUGAAGUUGAACAUUUGUAAAGGAGCAAAAACACAUAGAAAAAAACAGACACGUUUACUGGGGGAGCUUUUGCUAGG
Molecule: messenger RNA, 2222 nt
Organism: Talpa occidentalis (Iberian mole)
Lineage: Eukaryota; Metazoa; Chordata; Mammalia; Eulipotyphla; Talpidae
Gene: MFSD11
Product: major facilitator superfamily domain containing 11
Exons: 13
Coding region: 200-1549 (449 amino acids)
Source: RefSeq, a predicted model, not a curated record